This is a messenger RNA of Anisakis simplex (herring worm), 2511 nucleotides long. The record is from the annotation of a GenBank genome assembly. Lineage: Eukaryota; Metazoa; Nematoda; Chromadorea; Rhabditida; Anisakidae.
AUGGAUGCAGCACAUCGUAUGCUGCCUCCUCCACCAAUGAUACAUGGUCUUCCACCAAUGCCACCACCACCAAUAGAUGAAGAAGAAAGAUCGGUGAUCGAUCGGCUGGCUGAGUUUGUAGCUAAAAAUGGUCCACAAAUGGAGGAGCGAACUCGAGAAAAAGAAUAUGGUAAUCCACGUUUUGGGUUUCUGUUUGGUGGACAACACUCAGAUUACUACCGAUUCCGAGUGAUGCAAGAAAUGCGUGCACUGAAUGACAAUAAUGGCUCAAGGCCGUCAGCAGUGAAUGCGCCACCGUUACCAAUAAAUAUGCCCCCAGCACAGUUUGAUGUGAACGCAGCUAUGGUUGAAAUUGCAUCUCUUACACAGCAAAUCACCGAUAGUGAGACUAACUUGAGAGCUCAGUUCGAUUCGAUUGAACCAAGAAAGGAGGCACAGUUAGCGACAGCCAUCGAGCAAACGGAGUCAGAUAAGAUCGCAUCAAUUUGUGAACAAGUGUCUCUGGAUGUGGCUCCUUUAUCUGCCCUUUUAGACCAGUUGAAUGGCCACUGCUCCAAGGAUGUCAUUUCGAACAGUAAAAAAUGGAUCUUCGAGAAAUGCACAACUGACCGAUUGCGUGAAGCGAUUCUCAUGUAUUUACUGUAUCGCGUGAAAGAAACGCGUGCUACUGAGCAGUUCAAGUUGCACAUUCUUUAUUUAAUCAAUGAUUGGGCUUAUCAUUGUCAACGUAAGAAGUUGGAUGCAAUAAGACAGAUGCUAUCUAGAUACGUACCGCAGUUGUACGCAUUCACAGCGCAUGGAGUGAAGGAUGCAGCUUUGAACGAAAAAUUGGAAAAGUUAGUUGGUGUUUGGGAGGGACACAAAUAUUUUGAUGAUGGCUGCUACAAGCAGUUACGUAAUCCUCUACUAAUCUAUCAAAAUUGGAAGAAUGCGCAACAGGCCGAGUACGCGAAAAAGUCAGCUGAAAUACACGCACAGUUGAUGAGUGUGUACAAGGGCUAUGAACAACAACAUCGUGAAUUUACGCUUCAUGUACAGAAUCAAAUUACCAUUUUACAGCAACACAUCGAUGCAGCAAAUCGUAUGAAAGCUAGUGGUGCGAUGCCCAUCGUUCAGUCAUCAGCACGAUCUCAAUCACAACAGCCAUCCGCAGCUCAGAUGUCUACGCAGCAGUCUGCUGAACAUACAAUGAAUCGUCGCGAACGUCGAUCGAGAUUCGAUCAGAAAGCACCUCAGCCACCACAACAAUCUUCUUCUUCUGAGCAUCUUCAAGCACCUGCUUCGGAUACUUCAGAUUAUGGACGCUUCUUCACUGCUCCACCACCACACUCAGCCAACUGUCCUUCUCCACGCGAUAUUUAUCAUGCAAGACCGGAUGACGUUGAAGAAGAUGCGCCAUUUGUUUAUUAUGAUGAGGAAGAUUAUGGCCGUACUAAUAAUAAUAAUGAUGCACAAAUUGAAGCGUUUGCUUCAAAUGAACCGUCUGUUCACAGUCAACAUGGAAUUGCUCCAUCACUAUUCGGCGGUAUUUCAUCAAAUUCAGAUGCAUCACGUAUGCCACCGAGAUCGUUACUUGAUGAUUCGGCGUUAAUACCCAAUUGUCCUUAUUAUGAUCUUCCAGCUGGUUUAAUGCUACCUCUUAUUGAAAUGGAUGACAUUCUGUAUAAGGCGAUACCAAUUGAGAAGUUGCGGCUUCCACCUCCACUACCUCCAAGCGAACGAUUAUUGCGGGCAAUUGAGACGUAUUAUUCACCACGCAGCGUUGAUAAUCAAAGGGAUUCUGAUGGUUGGGAGAGACUGGGAUUGAUUGAGUAUUACGCGAAAAAGGAAGAGGUUCGAAAAAAACUGGAUGAAAAACUCAAAGCUGAAGGGAAAACGAUUGAGGAUAUGAUAGAAAAUGUCUAUUUGGACACUGAAGAGAAGAAGUACGAUGAUGGCAAGAAACGAUCAGCACAUUCACCUUCGAGAAUUCGUCGACGCUCCACUUCGUCUAGCUCUUCAAAUACCUCAAAAUCAUCAAUUCAUUCGAGUGCCCAUCGUACGAGAAGACGACGAACUUCAAGCAGUUCAACGUCAAGCUCGCGUUCUCGCUCGAGAUCAAGGUCAAGAGAACGAAAGAGUUCACAUCGUCGUUCGCGCUCGCAUUCCCCGCGGAGAAGACCUCGAAAAUCUAGCUCUCGAAGUGCAUCACCCGAAACGCGACCUUCAUUUGGCAUCAGUACUAAAACUCACGGCCGUACUCCAACACCUCCUACCUUCGCUGCUCCGAUGGGACCACCACCUCGUUUGGGUGCAGCAAAUAAAGGUGCUCAAUUGCUUUCAAAGAUGGGAUGGCAAGGUGGUGGUUUGGGUGCUGAACAGCAGGGUAUUGAAGAACCGCUCAGUGGUGGUCAGGUACGUGAACAGCAAGAUCAGUACCGUGGAGUUGGUUCUAAACCGGAUAUAUUCGAAGAAUAUCGUCGACAAAUGAGCGGCUAUCAUAAGAGGAGAAAUCGCAGGGAUUUGGAUUGA